CUUCAGAGCCACUGAGCAACCCUCAAUUCACAGAAUACCCCUUGUCUCUUCCAUAUUGACCCUGCCCGUAGCACCACUUUUCUUGCCUCUCUUGUCAAACUGUCCUCAUCAUUCCCAGACCCUUCACAAAUCCCAUCUUCCACCCCGCAGACCGCUUCGCAAUGGAGCGCAAGCACAAACCCGCCUCGAUCCCGGUCUCCCCCUCCAUGGCCCAACCCGUAGUCGAUCUCAGCGAUAACGUCCUCACAGCCCGUCUCCCCAGUGGCGACUCGGUCACGGUCUACCUCUACGGAGCCACAGUCACAUCCUGGAAGACAUCCAAUGGCCAAGAGCAACUAUUUCUCUCCAAAGCCGCGGCCCUCGACGGUUCGAAACCAAUCCGCGGCGGCAUACCGCUCGUGUUUCCGGUCUUCGGUCCUCCUCCCAAAUCCCAUGCAACCGGCCAAUUACCUCAGCACGGCUUCGCGAGAAACAGCCACUGGGAAUUUCUGGGAAAGAGCACAAGCGAGAGUCUAGGGCGCAAGACGGACGACAGUGUCAAGUUGGACUUUGGCCUCAGCAGUUCCAUGCUCGACGAGGCUCUUCAAAACAAGUGGCCGUACGACUUUGGCCUAGUGUACAGCGUGACAUUGGGCAGAGGCAAGCUGGAGUGUCAGAUGCAUGUGCAGAACAAGGGCGACGAGCCAUUCGAGUUCCAAGUUCUCUUCCAUACGUACUUGGCCGUGAAGGACAUUCACAAAACUGCGGUCAAAGGCCUCCAAUCCUCUCCGUACGUCGACAAAGUCCGCUCCGCGCAGACCUUCACGGAAGAAGCCUCGUCUCUUUCCUUCUCCGGUGAGACCGACCGGGUGUACACUCCACCCACGGCCGAAGGCAACACUCUCGUCCCACUCCUCGUGACAGAGGACGGCGCAGAGAGUUUCGUGGUGACCCGCGACGCUCUUCCGGACGUGACGGUGUGGAAUGGAUGGGAAGACAAGAUCAAGGCUAUGGGCGACUUCGAACCCAAAGACGGGUGGAAGAGUUAUCUGUGCAUAGAGCCUGGCACGGUGAGUUCGUGGACGAAACUGGAGGCCGGCGAUGCAUGGGAGGGUGGCUGUGCGUUUGAGAGCAAACUGUAAGGGAGGAUCCGAACAAAACUCAAUUGAUGAGACGACAUAGAACGACACAUGAAAAACAUUCAACGCGCCUCUCGAGAGGCAGCAAAGUCACGGGUAUGCUCAACUGCUCGGUCUAUGAGAAGGGAAAGAGUGACCAAACAACAGAGACAUAUCUCCGGCGGAUGUCUAGCAAGCAAAAACCGAUAGACACUCAGUCAUCCCCAAAGUCAAUACAGUCCGAUAAUGGUUGAGAAGAGAAUGUCAUACUCGUAUUUUCAAUGCC
This is a messenger RNA of Exophiala xenobiotica, 1383 nucleotides long. RefSeq lists its product as uncharacterized. NCBI's taxonomy places the organism in Eukaryota, Fungi, Ascomycota, Eurotiomycetes, Chaetothyriales, Herpotrichiellaceae. The transcript has 2 exons. Gene Ontology annotation, biological process: carbohydrate metabolic process. Bases 162 to 1121 code for a protein of 319 amino acids. The record is from RefSeq and is a predicted model, not a curated record. Gene Ontology annotation, molecular function: isomerase activity; carbohydrate binding.